Molecule: messenger RNA, 513 nt
Organism: Echinops telfairi (small Madagascar hedgehog)
Lineage: Eukaryota; Metazoa; Chordata; Mammalia; Afrosoricida; Tenrecidae
Gene: SERF2
Product: small EDRK-rich factor 2
Exons: 3
Coding region: 61-240 (59 amino acids)
Source: RefSeq, a predicted model, not a curated record
UCCAACGUCAGGCAGAACGAGGGGACGCAAGCUAGGCAGGCCAGAGCCGCUGCCGUCGCCAUGACCCGCGGUAACCAACGCGAGCUUGCCCGCCAGAAGAAUAUGAAAAAGCAGAGCGACUCGGUUAAGGGAAAGCGCCGAGAUGACGGGCUUUCUGCUGCUGCCCGCAAGCAGAGGGACUCGGAGAUCAUGCAGCAGAAGCAGAAAAAGGCAAACGAGAAGAAGGAGGAACCCAAGUAGCUUUGUGGCUUCGUGUCCAACCCUCUUGCCCUCCGCCUGUGUGCCUGGAGCCAGUCCUACCACGCUCGCGUUCCUCCUGUAGUGCUCACAGGUCCCAGCACCGAUGGCAUUCCCUUUGCCCUGAGUCUGCAGCGGGUCCCUUUUGUGCUUCCUUCCCCUCAGGUAGCCCCUCUCCCCCUGGGCCACACCUGGGGGGUGAGGGGGUUACCCCUUCCCAGUGUUUUUUAUUCCUGUGGGGCUCACCCCAAAGUAUUAAACGUAGCUUUGUAAUUC